This is a messenger RNA of Neolamprologus brichardi, 3779 nucleotides long. RefSeq names its product hephaestin-like 1b (gene hephl1b). Gene Ontology annotation, molecular function: copper ion binding; ferroxidase activity. Gene Ontology annotation, biological process: iron ion transport. The record is from RefSeq and is a predicted model, not a curated record. Gene Ontology annotation, cellular component: plasma membrane. NCBI's taxonomy places the organism in Eukaryota, Metazoa, Chordata, Actinopteri, Cichliformes, Cichlidae.
CGGUCCAGACGGACAUUCGCACUCACAUGGAAGAGUGAAAGGUUACCACUUGUUCCUGUACCAGCAAAACCCGCUGAUCACUUUGGCCAGCAUUUAAGACUGCGAUCAGCUGAAUAUGGCACGGACCUUGGGGUUGUUUGCAACUUGUUUGCUGAUUUUUCUUCUUUCAUUGGGCGCGAACGGGGAGCGCGGCAGGGAGAGAGUUUAUUAUGUGGGGAUCAUUGAGGACUUCUGGGAUUACGCACCAAGUGGAAAAAACCUGCUUAACGGGAAAGACAUCGAAGACGAUGAGCAUGCAUCAAUAUUCCUACAGGGAGGGCCCCAUCGAAUUGGAAGUGUUUACAAGAAAGCUGUGUUCAGAGAGUAUACAGAUGCUUCAUACAGUCGCCUGUCUCCUCGACCUGAUUGGCUGGGCUUCCUGGGACCCAUACUGCGUGCUGAGGUUGAUGAAACUAUUGUUGUCCACUUAAAGAACUUUGCAACCAGGAACUACUCUAUGCAUCCCCAUGGGGUUUUCUAUGAGAAGGAUACAGAAGGUGCACUCUAUCCAGACGGGACAUCAAGCAAGUUGAAGAAAGAUGACUGUGUCCCUCCAGGAGGCAGCUAUACCUACCGCUGGGAGGUCAAACCUGAGUUUGGCCCCACAGAUGAUGAUGCCAACUGCUUGACCUGGGUCUACCAUUCUCAUAUUGACGCCCCCAGGGACAUCGCCUCAGGACUUAUUGGGGCGUUACUCACAUGCAAGAAAGGAGCCUUGAAGGAGACUAAUGAACUAAAUGCAGCCGAGGGAGACUCUGCCGUAAAGUCCGCCCGCAGUGAUGUCGACCAGGAUGUUUUUUUAAUGUUCAGUGUGGUGGACGAAAACAUGAGUUGGUACUUGAAAAACAACAUUCAGAGAUGUUUUGAUCCAGAAACAGUUGACCCAGAAGACCCAGACUUUAAAGAGUCCAACCUUAUGCACGCUAUUAAUGGGUACAUGUUUGGUAACCUUCCUGGAAUCGAGUUAUGUCAGCACCGUGCAGUAGCCUGGCAUUUGUUUGGGAUGGGUAAUGAGGUAGAUAUUCAUUCUGCAUUUUUCCAUGGGAAUACCCUGCUGGACCGUGGUCACCGCACUGACGUCCUUAGCCUGUUCCCAGCCACGUUCGCAACAGCUGAGAUGGUCCCAAAAGCAAAUGGAAAAUGGCUGCUGGCCUGCCAAGUUAAUGACCACUUGCAGGCUGGGAUGCAGGUCUUUUAUGAAGUGAAGUCGUGUAACAAUGAGGCCGGAUCCAUGCUGGCAGGUGGAGUUGUAAGGAAUUACUACCUGGCGGCAGAGAAAGUCCUAUGGAACUAUGCUCCCUCAGGAAGGGAUUUUAUCAGCAACGUAUCCCUUACUGAAGCAGAUAGUCCAUCAGAUAUGUUUUUUGGCAGAGAUGAUGGAAGGCUCGGUGGUCAAUACAUAAAAGUGAUAUACAAAGAGUACACAGAUGAUACUUUCACUACUGAGAAAUCAGCUGAUCUUGGACAUUUAGGACUAUUGGGUCCAGUCCUGAGGGCAGAGGAGGGUGACACUCUCAGAGUGACAUUCCUCAAUAAGGCUGAUAGAAACUACAGCAUCCAGCCUCAUGGCCUUCAUUAUGAUAAACACUUCCAGGGAAGCAGCUAUGAGGAUGGUGUUGAAAAGCCAGGCUCCCAUGUUGGUCCAGGUGAGAACUUUACUUACACCUGGCAGGUCCUGGAAGGCCCAUCAUCAUCUGAUUCUUCCUGCAUCCCUUAUCUCUACUACUCUGCCACCGAUCCUGCCAAAGACACCAAUUCUGGACUAGUUGGACCUCUUCUUGUAUGCAAGAGAGGAGCACUUGGGGACGGCGGCAGACAGAAGGAUGUAGAUAAGGAGUUCUUCCUUCUUUUUUCUGUCAUGGAUGAAAACAUGAGCUGGUAUUUAGAUGAGAACAUUGAGAAGUUUGGCAGCAGUGAGACUAAUCAAGAGCACGAGGACUUUCAGGAGAGCAACAUGAUGCAUGCUGUAAAUGGGCGCAUGUAUGGGAACCUUCUUGGACUGGAGAUGUGUUCAGGGGACAAAGUCAGGUGGUACACCUUUGGGUUAGGUACAGAGGUGGACAUCCAUGGCGUGUAUUUUGAGGGAAACACUUUCAACAAACAAAGCACAACCCGGGACACUCUCAACCUUUUCCCUCACACCACUGUAGCUGUCGACAUGAAGCCUGACACUCCCGGUGUGUAUGAGGUGAGCUGCACAGUAAUAGACCACUAUUCAGGUGGCAUGAGGCAGUGGUAUAAAGUUAAUGAGUGCCCAGGAAAAAAAGUAAAUCACAAAUACACAAAGCUGAACAAGACUGUGCGAUAUUUCAUCAGUGCUGAGGAAAUAGAGUGGGACUAUUCACCAAAGAGAGACUGGGAGCUGGAGAAACACCAUAGCACACCAAAGGACAGUCCAGGCAGCAUAUUUGUGGGAAAAGGAAAGAACAGAAUUGGCUCACGCUAUAAGAAGGUGGUGUAUAGAGAAUAUACUGAUGACACCUUCAGUGUUCAGAAGAAACGGCAGCCCAACCAGCAGCAUUUGGAAAUUCUAGGGCCAAUAAUCAAAGCAGAAGUAGGAGAGCAGAUCGUGGUUAUAUUCAAGAACAAUGCCACUCGACCAUACUCAAUAACCACACAUGGCGUUAGGGCCAGCGGUGGACACAUUCCUGUCAAACCCGGCAACUUUAUCGAAGUAAUUUGGGAUGUUCCUGAAAGCUCUGGUCCAGGGGUCACGGAUCCUAACUGUAUCUCUUAUAUCUACUACUCCACUGUUGACUUUGUUAUGGAUCUGUACAGCGGCCUUCUGGGGCCUCUGGUGAUAUGCAGGCCUGGGACUCUGAAGCGUGUGGAGGGUUCCGAUAGGGAGAGGGGUGACGUGGAGAGGGAGUUUGCACUGCUCUUUAUGGUGCAUGAUGAAAACAAGUCCUGGUAUUUGGGAGACAAUAUCAGAACAUACCUUGGUCUCAACCCUGAGAACUUCACUCCAGAUGAAGAGUUUGAGGAGAGUAACAAGAUGCACGGGAUCAAUGGGAAGCUAUAUGGGAACCUCCAUGGAUUGGAGAUGACUCAGGGCCAGAAAGUUGACUGGUAUCUCAUCGGAAUGGGCAACGAAAUAGACAUGCACACUGUUCACUUUCAUGCAGAGACCUUUACUUACAAGACGGACCUUGUGCACCGUGCAGACGUCUUUGAUCUGUUCCCUGGGACCUUCCAGACUGUGGAGAUGGUGGCUGGAAACCCAGGCACAUGGUUGCUCCACUGUCAUGUGACUGACCAUAUCCAUGCUGGCAUGGAGACCACUUUCACCAUCAAAGUUCCAGAAAACUCCUCGCAUGGAACUAAAAGCUCCAUAAAGAUGCUGCUGUCGCUGUUUGUUCUACUGGCUAUAGGUUAAUGAUGAGGGACCCUGACAACAGAUUAUAUGUGUAGAUUAUAACUGUGGUCACUGAUGCACUUAUAAAACACGGAGUUGCUGUCACUUGUGUGUUUGAUUGAGAUCAUGUACAUAAAUAUCAAGCACGGCCCAGGCCAGUUAAAUUAUAUAUACCACUUUACAAUCAUGUAUAAUGUUCAAGAUGACUUUAUGCAUUAGAAUGAAGGAAACAAAGCAUUUUACAGUUGGGAUUUGUUUCUGUUGCUGCUUUCUGUCAUAUUGCACUAUGUUGGCUUUUAUUGUUAUUUUUUUUUAUUUUUUUUACUUCUGCUACCAAAUACUGGAUUUCAAGUAUGAAUGUGCAAUAAAAAAAAAUUCAUCUGCA